UUUCGAAUAUCUCACAUCCCAGAAAGCGUUUGAGUGGCAGUCACUUAAAGUAGUCCAAUUCAGGACAGUCUUCCUCUGCGUUUCUACCGCAUGCCAGGGCUCCAUAGUUUUUGUUUCCUUUUAACAGGACAGAAAUGUAAAUGUUAACGGAUUUAGACCAAGUUCACGUCAGUGCAGUCAUGACGUACAACUAGACGAACAACCAAACAUCGAGCAACUACUUGAGGUGGUUUAUUACCGCAGUUUACUACCAACAGUUAAAUUUUGAACUUCGGAGUAAUGUCAAAAUAUAUAAAUCAGGUUGGCACAAAGACCACCAAGAUGACGUUAGUUAUACCUAACAACAAGCAACAGAUCUAUAUUCGGGAAACCCUAAAUGAAGACCUCAACACUCGCGACCGUGACCUCGAGGCCAUCAAAACUUGGUUACGUCAAGAACCGCAUCUGCCCGAUACCUGGGACGACAUAUGCCUCCUGAAUUUUCUCAGAGGAUGUAGCUUUUCAAUUGAAAAAUGUAAAAGAAAAUUGGAUAUGUACUUCACCAUGAGAGCCGCCGUUCCAGAGUUUUUCACUAAUAGAACGAUCAUGAACCCAGGAAUAAAAGAUGUGAUCGAAAAAACGAAUAUGAUUUGUCUUCCGGGAUUAACACCCGACUGCAAGAGAGUGAACAUCGCUUGCAAUGCCCUGGCAUAUGAAUCCAUCAGCUUUGCAGAUGCGACUAAACUUAUAACAAUGAUAGGUGAUGCCAGACUUUUACUUGAAGAGCAUGGAGUUUCUGGUGAUGUCUACAUUCUGGACGCUGAACUUCAGCUUCUCAAACCAUUUAUAAAAAAUUCACCCAUUCUCUUCAAAAAAUUUUUUAUUUGUGUACAAGAAGCUUAUCCGGUGAAAAUUAAAGAAAUCCACAUCAUCAAUCCUAAUUCCUUCGCGACUAUUAUAUUGAACGCAGUACGACCAUUCUUGAGCGAAAAAAUAAGAAAUAGAAUACACAUUCACCACACAAUGGAUACUUUGUAUAAAUUUGUUCCGAAAAGUAUGUUGCCUGACGAAUAUGGAGGUACUGCUGGAAAAUUGCGUGACUUGAAAGAAAAUUGGUUAGAAAAAGUAAACGAAUUUAAGGAGUGGUUUAAGGAACAGGAGCAUGUGGUAGCGAACGAGAGUAGGAGAAUUGGACAUCCGUUAAAUAGUGAAGAUUUGUUUGGAAUAGAAGGAAGUUUUCGACAGUUGACUAUCGACUGACGUUACAUAAGUGAUUAGUAGUAAUAUAACGGAGAUAGUUAAUUUAUAGAGCGAAGACUAGAAUCGGUUAGCGGAUCUAAAUCGAUAUUUAUAUCGGCACCUGUAUUUAAUUUGUAUUAAAUUUUUUACCAAAA
This is a messenger RNA of Zophobas morio, 1373 nucleotides long. Its product is annotated as alpha-tocopherol transfer protein-like. Bases 280 to 1239 code for a protein of 319 amino acids. Gene Ontology annotation, cellular component: membrane. The transcript is spliced from 4 exons. Gene Ontology annotation, molecular function: phosphatidylinositol bisphosphate binding. NCBI's taxonomy places the organism in Eukaryota, Metazoa, Arthropoda, Insecta, Coleoptera, Tenebrionidae. The record is from RefSeq and is a predicted model, not a curated record.